UUGUUUAAUUAAUUUAUUUUUUAAGUUACUUUUAUUUAAAUAAUAAUAAUUAUAUUAAUAAUAAUAAUAAUAAUAAUAAUAAUAAUAAUAAUAAUGAUAAUAAUAAAAAAAAUAAUAAUUAUUAUAAUAACAAUAAUAAUAAAAAUAAUAAUAAUAUAAAUAAAAAUAAUAAAAAAAAAAUUAAAAUGAAAAGUUAUUAACUUCAAUGGCAAAUUUGUAAAUUUUUAAAUUACAAGGGCAAAUUCGUAAUUUCAUUCGAAGGAGGGUGGCGAUAAAAUGUAAAAGGUGGCGACAAAUAAGAAUCGGGUUAUUUUUAACCAUUUUCCUAAUUUAAAAUAUAUUCAUUUACAUAUAUUUCAGGAAUAUGCUGAGGAUGACCAGGUCAAACUGAAGAUGAUGCCAUUUUGCACCAACCUAGUUGCUGUUUUCACAUUUGUCCAAGUUAAUGUAGCUGCUGUUGUUGAGGAAAUAGUUUAUAGGGGUUUUUUGCUCACUUCCCUGACAAAAUGGGUAGCUACACCCACAGCUCUGCUUCUUUCAUCAGUGGCUUUUGGAUUGUUACAUGUUGGAGCUCAAAGAUUUGACUUGAGUGUUUUUCCUCCUCAUUUUUUCUUUGAUAUUACAAGUUUUACAAAGGCAAGACUUCAAUGCGACCUGACAAUUGGUAUCUUGUACCUCGAGAGUUCGAUCUUGUCAAUGAGGUGGUGGGACCUUGGCCUAUGGUAGACAAGUUACAGGCCUACGUUCAUGAGAUGAAACAAAAGAAGAAGAAUGAUGAUGGUGUCUUUCAUCUGAAACCCAAUAAUCCUGAGCUUAUAGAGUUUUUUGAGACUUGCUCUACUAUACUAGUGUAUCUAGUUGCUUGAUGACAUUCGAGAAGAUCUUGUUAGCUAAAUAGAUGUAUCUCUACUAUGCUAGUGUAUCUAGUUGCUUGAUGACAUUUGAGAAGAUCUUGUUAGCUAAAUAAAUGUAUCUCUUGGCCGUUAUCAUUAGCGGCAUUUAAAGUUUCAAUUUAAUUUCUUUUACCACUUAUUGUCAUUAAUAUCGUUUUUGUUUACUCCCUUCGUUUGACAAAACAAGGACAAUAGAAUUUUUGUCAGUGUUCACAACUCACAAGUUAAGAGAAUUUUUUUAAUUUCUCAAUAUGUAAGAAAAAAAAUAUAGUCAUGUGAGGUCAUAUAUAAUUUGUCUUAUUAAGUACGUUAUUAAUAUUCAAUCAUUAUAGUUUUUAUGUUUGUGUAAUUAUAAGUUCUUUUGCAUGUGUGAUUAUAGGUAUUGAAAACACAAAAUGUACAUUUGGCAAACGUGAAAAGUGUAAAUGUACACUAUUUUGUGGAAUCUCAACAAAGAUUAUCAAGGGGUGUUGUAAGAGGUUUGGACCACUUUAAGGGGAUGUUUGGUAUAAAUUAUGCUAUCUUUGGAUACAAUCAUUUCAUUUGAAAUGAUGGAAUUGACAAAAACUACAUGUUUGGAAAUUAAACGGAUUUGAAUUUGGAUGUGAUCCAAAUCCUAGUGACAGGCUAAAGUCGUAUCACCUAAUCAAAAGUAAUUCCUAAGUCCUCUGGCUAAAGUAGAUAGGGAAAUAGGGUUGAAUUCACAGGGACACAAUGUUCUUUUACUCCUAAUCAAUUAUUGUAAUCUAAAUUAUCGAGUAACCAAUUUGUAUUGUGUGAAUUACACUAAUAAUUAAACUAAGAAAAUUAAAUGAAGGAAUAAUCAAUAAUAAAAGGUCUAGGGUAUAGGUUCACCAAUAAAUAAUACUCCAGGGUA
This is a messenger RNA of Amaranthus tricolor (Joseph's coat), 1770 nucleotides long. RefSeq lists its product as uncharacterized. Gene Ontology annotation, biological process: CAAX-box protein processing. The record is from RefSeq and is a predicted model, not a curated record. The coding region runs from base 394 to 726 and encodes 110 amino acids. The transcript is spliced from 3 exons. Gene Ontology annotation, molecular function: metalloendopeptidase activity. NCBI's taxonomy places the organism in Eukaryota, Viridiplantae, Streptophyta, Magnoliopsida, Caryophyllales, Amaranthaceae. Gene Ontology annotation, cellular component: membrane.